This is a messenger RNA of Oldenlandia corymbosa var. corymbosa, 1049 nucleotides long. The record is from the annotation of a GenBank genome assembly. NCBI's taxonomy places the organism in Eukaryota, Viridiplantae, Streptophyta, Magnoliopsida, Gentianales, Rubiaceae.
GGAUCAUCUAGUUUGAAAAUUCCACAAAAUCAAAUAAUUAUCUCCAAUUCUUCAUCUAUAUAACCCAUCCAUCCUAGGGACCUCCUGUCCAUCAACAAAACAAAACAAUAUACUACAAAAUAAGUAUACAAUUAAGUUGUCAAAACACAAAAACAUUUGUAUCUUCGAAUCAGAAUUCAUCAUGAAGAUGAGAGUGGUUCUUGCCAUUUUUGUCAUGAUGGUGAGUUUAUCGCCAUUAGGUCAAAGCCUUCCCGAUGACCAAAGCCCGAAAUCAGUAGAAAAUUGGUUCAAGAAAUUUCCCCAUAAUGCACAACCCAAGUUAACAAAGCUCCAUUUCUAUCUUUACAACAUAGUGAGCAAGAACCCUCCGAACAGUGCUCCGGUUGCUCAGGCAAGCACCACCCCCUCGACGCCGGUCACGAGUUUCGGUUUGGUCAACGUUCUAGACGGUCCGUUAAGAGAGAAGCCCGGGUCGGAAAUCAUCGGUUACUCACAAGGGCUGUUUACGUUUGCCUCACAAGAAAAUAGGGCAACCCUAAUGACCCUUAACUUCGUUUUCACUGCCGGCCCGUUCAAAGGUAGCACUCUCAGCGUUCUAGGGCACAAUUUGGUGACCGCAAAGUACAGAGAAUUUCCGAUCAUUGGUGGUUCCGGCGAUUUCCGGCUGGCGCAAGGGAUCGGUACGGCCAGCAGUUACUUCGUGAAUGCCACUUCAGGAGAUGAUAUUCUUGAAAUGAGCUUCGUUUUCUACCGUUACCCUCUUGCUGGUGACUCUGAGCUUGUAGCUGAAGAGUGAUUUGCAUGGAAGCAUGCAUGACGUGGCACUUGCGCUUUGACUUUUGAGCUUCUUUGACCUUACUUAAUUUGCUCGUUGUACUUUUAUAGUUUUAUGUGGCUUUUUUUAUUUGCACAUUUCUGUCUUUUCUUUUUUUGGUCCCUUUUUUGUUUUAGUUUUGUGUAAGGUAUGAUGCGAUGAAUAAAAUAACACCGAGUAUUGAAAUAUAUCAGGUCCUUUACAAUAAAGUUUUCAAACAAAAUUUGGUUUGCAC